GCAGAGGUUCCAUUUUUCAGGGACACAAGGAGCCAUACAUUACCGUCGGCCCUACGUCGUUCCCGAUCAAAGGCUUGUGCAAAGCGUGUACGCUUCGCCGAUGCUCUUGGUCUAGACUUGGAAAAGCGUCAGUACUUCACAGAAAAGGACCCAGAUCUUUUUCUCACACCACCAUCUUCUCCAACACCUGGACGUCGCCUAGUGCUGUCCAACUUCGUUUAUCGUUCUGAAUCCGAAUACAACCAGCGAGCCCGUGACCAAAUGGUCUGUUUGGCUAAACUACGUGUUCAUGGUCACACUAUUAAUGGCCAGGUUAACGUCGCCAACAUCGCUUUUUGUAAGGAGGUUGCGAUUCGUUACACGACUAGCAAUUGGGCCACUCACGAUGAAGUCGCCGCAACUUACGGACAUACCGUCUUCGGCGCUGACAACGUUGAUGCCUUCGUAUUCUCGCUGAUGCUUCCCGCAGAUGUAAAGGUUCGUAGACUUUUUGCUAUUUAUCUAGCUCGGGAAGCGGCCCUUUCGGCUCAGUGUGUUAACCGUUCGAAUUUCACAACAAAGUUCCCGAAGCAACUUGUAAUACUGUAUGAAUUGUUUCAGGAAGGACAGUGCCAGUUCUGCGUACGUUUCACUGUGGACGGACGUGAGUUUUGGGAUAACAACUCUGCCAACAACUACUGUGUGGACAUUGUUCCGGAUGCGUCACUGCCGCCAUCAUCGUAUGAACGCAGUCCAGUACCUACAAUAACUCCAGUAGCACCAGUUACAUCCUUUUUCACACCUCGUCGUCUACGUCGUUGGGGUAGAGCCCAAGAGGAAUCGGACGACGAGAGCUCACGUGUGUACAUCCCUCGCCGUAGAAUUGUGCUUUAG
Cooperia oncophora is the source of this 873-nucleotide messenger RNA. Lineage: Eukaryota; Metazoa; Nematoda; Chromadorea; Rhabditida; Trichostrongylidae. The record is from the annotation of a GenBank genome assembly.